Blepharisma stoltei is the source of this 7841-nucleotide messenger RNA. Lineage: Eukaryota; Ciliophora; Heterotrichea; Heterotrichida; Blepharismidae. The record is from the annotation of a GenBank genome assembly.
AUGACCGAUAAAACGACAGAAGUGCCAAGUUGGUGCAAAAUCGGACGUUUUAUAGAUGUAAAAGACAGUAUGGGUGACUGGUCAGUUGCAAAAGUAACAAAAAUUUCUCUAGAAGCAGGCACCAUUUCAGUCCUCAUUGAUGGCUGAAGCUUAAAAGCGGAAACAACUUUUCAACUCAAAUCUUCAAAAAUUGCCCCAUUCAGGAAAAUUUCUAAAGGCUAUACAGGUCCAAAGCGAAAAGCUGCUCGUGACUGGACAUUUGAUAUAAAUGAUCUGCAUCAAAUGAAGCAAAAAGUAGACACUCUUUGUAAUGGAAAUCUCUUGUGUGAGAAUGCUUAUGAGACAACACAAUUUUACAGAGGUACAUUAUAUAUAUAUAUAGAAAAUUUGCUGGUUUGGGAUUAUAGUGACUGUGAAGAAUAUUUGAUAGAAGUUGUAAGAUUUUUUGCCUCAGUCGUAAAAUUGAUUAUCAGCUGACUGAUGAAGGCGCCAAAGCUCUUUCCUUAUUACUACAAAGGACUGUCCCAAGCUGAUUUAUACCUAGAAAGCAAUAAAGUCGCUCUUGCAAAUGUGUGAUAUGAGCUUCUUGACACCCUUAACAAGCUCUUUGCAUUGGACUCGAGGGUUUCUCUUUUCUUCCAGCAUUAUGAUGUAGUUCCACAAGAUUAUGUUCCUUGUAGCCUUACCAGCAUUACUAAUAAGAGCUAUUCUCUUUCCUUGCUAUUCCACAUAAACCUCUUUGCAAAAGAAAAAGGCUUUGAUGCCAUCCUAAAAAUCUUAAAAUCUCAAGAUGAGCAAUCUAAAGUUCCUUUUUCCUUUAUCAACUCAAUCUUGCUAUACGCACUCAGCCAAUUCAUAGAUUCUGAGUUUUCACUGAAAUUUUUUACACAGUUCACUGAAGCGAUUUUCAAAAGGAUAGAAAUGGUGUCAGAAAAUGAGCUUAAAGACCUCCAAUAUGAAGAAAUCCUUAAUCUUCUAGAAAGAAUGAGAAAGCUUUCAGAUUCUGUUAAUACUCAAGCCUUAGAAAUAAACAAGCUUAGCUUGUUUUUAAAAAUGAUAAAAAGCAAUUAUUUGGAAAAAAGGAUAAAAGGAUUAACUGAGAUAAAUCUAGCAAUUGAAAAUAACGAAAUUGGCGUUGGUGGGUAUGAAUCCUCUAAGGUUAAUGUGUCUGAUAAAGAGUUAGAGAGUUGGCUUCUAAGUGAAAAUAUUGUGCAACAUAUUUUAGAUGAAAGACCCCAUGUAGAACUUAUAAAAAGAUCCAGCACUGUUCUUAAAUUUUUAGCAAGAUCUGACAACUUAGGACUGACUCAGCUAGACCAAAUAUGAAAUAGUACUCAAGGAAAGCAUGACUCUUAUAUAAGAGCUGCUUACACCGUAAUUUCUGAAAUUGCACCUUUUCUUAAAGAAGAAUGCAAUGAUUAUUUACUUCAAAAAAUCCAGCAAGUUCCAUUAGAAAGCUACGAUGAACAGUUUCUAUUGAUGAUAAAAGAAUUUACAGUCACAGCAAUCACAACUGCAAAGCGAUACGCGUUAAAAAAUGGCUAUGAAUCAAAUAAACUAUAUGGCUUACCUAUCUUAAAGUCAUCAAUUCUUGAUUCCUGUCCUUUACCACUAUGGGAUUUAGCCACAAAAUGCUGCUACGAAGUGCUGAAUACUUAUAUUUGUGCUGACGAAAGGGUAAAAUUUUUUGAAGAAGCUAUUUUAUUGAUGCAGGAAAAUGAUUCAGUCCCACAGGUAUUGAAAAUAUUGCAAAAUCUGUUUAAGGCGAACUAUGAGACUCAUAGAAGUCCUGGAGAAUUAAUUGAGCUUCAAAAUAGAUAUCACAUAAAAGAGCUCAUUAUCAAUAACUUGCGCAACUACAUUAUAACUGUACGAAGUAUUUCAAACCCACCUAUUAUUUCCAGUCAAGUCUACCAAGGCAAAUUUUCUCAUGCAACCAAUAUAAAGCGCCGGCUUAUUUUCUUAGAAUUCCUAAUAAAAUACUCUAAUUGAAAUAUUUGUCUUACCCUGGACGAAAUUGGGAUUCUCUGGAAUUAUUUUGCAAUUGGGAAUGACUCCUCCAAGGAACGGGAUGUCUUUUUUAAAUGGCUUAUGAAAGGCUUAAAAUUUGCCUCACCGAUAUUAAUGGAACAGAUUGAAAGCGUUUUCCAUCAUUUUAUGUGCGAUAGCAGCAAAUUUGACUGCGCCCAUGCUACUCCUUGAAGUUUUAGGUGUAUGAAAACCUUUUUCUUAGCUGUAAAUAGCUAUAAAGGGUAUAUAGAAGUAUCAGAAGAUAGACUAAGAUAUAGAAAAACUAUAGAAAUUGAAGGAUUUUCAAAUAUCAUUAGUGUACUUGUGAAUACUACCUCAGAAAGUGUAUAUCAAGAUGCACUGAAAUUGACUAUAAAUUUGUUAACUAAAUACAGCCCUGAAUCAUCUGCUGUAGCUCCUGAGAUUUUAAAUAAUUUCAUAUCUAGACUAUUAGAAGCGAUUUUAUCAAACAAAGACUCCGAAAUCUAUGUAAUCAGAGGUCUAAAUCUAUUAAAAGGCCUACUAGGAGAUCAAGAAGAGCAUAUAACUGACAAAAAUUAUGGCAUCCAUGUAAAAUCUUGCAAUUCUAAAGAAUUUAAACAGGUUUACAUCAACCAAAACAAGACUUUAAGGCAUUUAAGGCACGAAAUAGCAAAGCUUUAUAAUGAGCCAAUUGAAAAAACCACAUUAAUUAUAAAUGAUAAAAAAUACAGCUCCUAUGAUGACGAUCUAGAAAUAAAGUCAUUAAAAAUUUAUUGGGCUAUUGCAGAUUUUAAUGAUCCUUAUGCCACUGUUUUUAGCCCUUUAAAACUGAUCUCCCAAAACCAAAGUGUCAUUAAAACACUUUUUGAGUUAUUAACGCUUUCUAACCAAAAAUAUGCAGAUUUAGCGUGAAAUUUAUUGAUUACUCUUCCUAUUAAUGAAAAACUGGUAGAGGAAUUGAGAAGAUUGGAAACGCCACUAGAGAAAAUAAUUGACCAGGAGUCUAUUUAUCAGCUUUUAUAUUGCCUCAAUAUUUUAAAAAAACUGUCUUUAGAUCAGCUGUGGGCUGAAGAUUUUUCAGCUAGAGGAGGGUUUAAGUUUCUGAUAAAUAUUUUUACUAACUAUCUGAAAAAAUUAGUAGUUUUUUAAAUAGCAAUUAAUUAAUAAUAUUUUAUUAUUGCUUUAAUUAAAUUUCAGAUACUGACAUAUUUAAUGGUCGAAUAAACCAAGGAAUCCUGCCUGCUUUUAGAGAGGAAGUAAGCCAAAAGACAUUAAAGGUGGAAAGCUUUUAGCAAUGAAAGAAGAAGCCACUUUAAGAGCACUUGACAACUUGCUUGAAGUCCGCCCUGAGUUUGGUGACUCUUCUAUAUUCCUGAAAAGCUUAUUAGACUCCUUUCUCUUACUCCCCCCCCUCCGUGAGUGAACAAAACCAUUAGAAAAAUCCCUAUUUUUUGCCCAAAAAACCCACCCUCCGUGAGUGAACAAAAAUUUUUUUAUGGAAAAAAAAAUUUUGAUAUAUAAGUGAUGAUUAGCAUAAAUGAAAUCUAAUGCUAAUUCUGUUUAAUUUUAAACGAAUUGCUUUUUAAAACAUAAAAUUUUAUAAAUUAAAUUAAUAUUUGCUUUCCAAUUUUUGCGAAUUAGGAUUUUUUUAAAUUUCGAAAAAAAAAAAUAUUUUUUAUAUAAAAAACAAAAAAUUAACCCCCCUCCGUGAGUGAACAAAAUUUUUUUGUUCACUCACAGAGGGGGGGGAGUUAAUAUCCAGCUCUAUUUCUCCAGAUUACAAGCCAGAAGACUCUCAAACCUUACUCUCCUCAAUCAGCAACUUAUUAUCAAACCUCAACAAUUACGACGACGCUUUGCUAAAAACACAAUUAACCAGAUACUCCUCAACACUAGGCAAACUUUUCAAUAUUUGCCUUAUAAUUCCACCCGACCUUCAGUUCAGCUGUUUUUCUAUCCCAAUUUUUGAAUAUUUAGCAAACAUUUCUGACUCUUAUAUUGUCUUUUAUGAAGAGCUUUAUUCUCAGCUUGACCAUGCUAUUUCUAAUAGUAAAUGUGACGGGUAUUGGGAUUUAUUAGCAUUUACUGUCAAAUAUUUAGAAAUUUUCGGAGAAACCUUGGUACCUUUAGCUCAAAAACUUAUAGACAAAAUUAUAUAUAGAGAAGGAGAAAAAAAUUCCAAUGAAAAAGAUUUUGUGCUAGCAGGGGCUUUUAAAGUCCUACAAAGCUGCUGGACAAAGGUAGGAUUUAUCCCUGAUUCCCGACAUCUUAACUGGUUUUUACAUGAGUGUUUAUUUGAAGAGCCUGAAAAAAUGGCCCCAAGCAGCAUUGUCCCACCAAAAUGCAAGCAUAUUUUUACAAGGCAAAGCGCGUUUAAUCUGAUCAGCGAGCUUUGUCAAUAUGAUCCUCGGUUUACGGCCAAUGUGACUGAAUAUUUAAAUAAAUUCCACCAAGAGCCUGACUGGCGAACUUCAAGAAGGGCGGACUGGAACAAUUUUCCAGCCAGUAAAGAAAAAUCAUUAACUGGCUAUGUCGGUUUAAAAAACCUUGGGUGCACUUGUUAUAUGAACUCAGUGCUUCAGCAGUUAUUUAUGAUUUCUACGUUCAGAGAAGCUGUUUUAAAUACACCUACAGAGGAGCCUCAUCAUGAAAACUUGUUAUAUCAGCUUAAAUAUGUAUUCGCUGGGCUAAAAUAUAGUGAUAAGCAAUACAUAAACCCAAAAGGAUUCACUGUCGCUUUUAAAGAUUUAGACGGAAACCCUAUAAAUGUUACCGAACAAAUGGACGCUGAUGAAUUUUUCGCGACAUUUAUGGACAGAAUUGAAGGACUUACUAAAAAUAGCAGCUAUAACACACUUAUAAAGUCCCAUUUUGGAGGACUACAGGUAACAGAGCUGAUAGGAAAAGAUUGCACACAUAGAAGUGAAAGACAUGAGCCAUUUAUUACGAUCCCUGUAGAGGUAAAAACAAAGAGUUCUAUAUUGAGAGGACUAGAAAGCUUUGUGGCAGGAGAAAUUCUUGAAGGUGAAAAUGCUUAUCAAUGUGACCAUUGUGAUGCUAAAGUAAAAGCCGUGAGAAGGGUGUGUAUUAAGCAUCUUCCUAAUUUUUUGAUCAUUGCACUGAGAAGGUUCGAGUUUGAUUUUGACACAAUGAAAAGAAAUAAAGUAAACGAUUAUUGUGAAUUUCCUUUUGAACUUGAUAUGGAGCCUUAUACACAAGAAGGACUAGAAAGAAUUGAGAGAGAAAAAGACUCAUCAAAAGAAAACUUGACCCCAGUCAAAAGAUUCCCUGAUGAGUACUAUAAAUACACCCUAAGAGGCAUUGUAAUACACUCUGGAACUGCUGAAAGUGGACACUAUUAUUCUUAUAUACAUGAUUUUGCCCAAGAAAAAUGGUUUGAGUUUAAUGAUACUUCGGUAUGUGAGCUUGACCCUGAAGAAAUCCCUAAUGAGUGCUUUGGAGGAGAAGAAAAAUACACCUGGACCUCGACAACAUCAAAUCUUAAUACUUCUGGAGUCAGAGAAAAAUUCGGAAAUGCGUAUUUACUUCUAUAUGAGAGAAGCGAAUUUUUUAAAUCAAGAAACCCAGAAGAUGAAAUUCUAGAAAACAUAAAUUUAUCAGUCUCAGAAGAAUUUGUACUUGACCAGUUUAGCCAUAUAAAGAAGCAAAACCAACGAUAUUGGAGGUCCCGGCAUAUUUUUGGAUAUGAUUAUUCGAAUUUUGUAGUAGAAUUGACGAAAAUUGAUAAUAUGCAUUAAAUAGUGAACUUCACGCCCUCUUAGCUCCUGCAGCUUGUAUCAAAUAGUGUGUGCAGGGUCCUCGAGAAAGGAAGGAUGGCGUGCAUCCGGCCAGGAUUUUACUGGUUUGGUAAAGCGCAAUGUUGGGUUGGCCGAUCACAUGCUUUAAUCAAAUGCAAAAUUUUUGCCUCUACUGGAAAUGGAGCUGAGAGUUGGUAAGUGACCUUCCAGCAGCAGUGUCAGCGGUAUAUUUACCGACCAAUCGUAACUUUCCCUGCAUGAAACCAGGAGUUACGUCCUGGGCUUCGGAUUUCCAUUUUUGCUGAGAGUCGACCUGUAAAUUCGACAUUUUAUUUUUCAAGGUUGGGCAACUCUGCUGGUAUAGUUAGUGACACUGACUAUAUGCGGCACGGCGGCGCGACUCACCCAACUACCGGGUAGCAAGUGCAGGCCUUUAUUCAACAGGAGAACUCUUUGUAAAUACGACUGGCUAGCAGGCGAAGGGAGCGAUAUGGGUGGAGAUAAUCCUUCGGGAAUUACAGCUGGCUUUUCAAUAAGUAAUAUAACGAUAACAACAAAAAUUAAUAAUCCGCCUGAUAAGUUUCUAAUACAAUAUUUUUUGACGAUUUUAUUGAGGACAAAAGAAAAAAGCCAGGAUUUUAUUGAAAUUUUUCAAAGGAUUUUUAUAGCGCUCAAGGAAAGUCCUGAACUCUGCAGCUGGACUCUAGAAAUGCUGUCUGUAGAAAAUGUGGUAAAAGAAAUGUUUUUAUAUUGCCCAAUGGUUUUAGUUAGAAGGGCGCUAGUAGGGGUCAUAAAAGCAUGCUUACAAAAUGUAGACGAGGCCGUAAUAGAAGAUUUCUUUUUAGGAUUUAUUCAGUUAUUGCCUUUCGCCCAGAAAUCUCAAUCGAAAUAUUUUUCACAGUAUCUUGAAGUUAUAAAAGAAACAGUGAUUCUAUCCAAUAAAUUUAUAGAAAACUAUGAUAUCCAGAAUAUAAUCACGCUUUAUAUUUUCCAGAAUGAUUAUAAGCUUCCUGCAAGAAAAGGUUAUAAUAAUAGCGACAUCUUUUUAGGGUACGACAAAUAUGAAUCUUCUGAUGAGACAGUCAAAGAUGAUACUUUUUAUUCAGAAUCCAAAGGAACUUCUAAAUGCCAUGCUAUUCAUCUUCUUUAUUUAUUAAGAAGCUAUUUAUCACCUCAAUAUAUCAACUUUUUAAAGCAGCCACAAGCGAGGAAAAUUCUAUUAAAAGAACUUGAUAAUAAAAUUUCUGCGAAAUAUUUAGGACUACUUUUUGCAGAACUCUAUAAGGACGAUAAAGAAUUAUCAGUAGACUAUAUGAAGCAGCUAAUGGACAACUAUGUUGGCUCUGAGUAUUACUAUAAAUCCAGGUUUUUGAGACUUCUGACACGUUUUUUGACAACUGAAGAUUCCUUGUAUGAGGACAAAAUUAACUAUUUCUUAGAUUUCCAUAUGAAUUAUAUAGAAUAAUUGUCAUAUUACUUUUAUCAGUCUAUAUCAUAAAUUAUUUUGGCAUGCAGAAGUCUGAUUAUUAUUAGCUUUAUUACACAAAAAUAGUAAUAGCCAACAGAAUAUAUUAAAUUUUCUAUAUAAAAAACAGCAAAUACCCAAGCGACACUGAAUCAGCUAUCAACUAUCUCUACAAAAUUUUAUCAAAAAGUCAAUAUGCUCGACAAAGUAUGCUAAAAGAUAAAGAAAACCUCCAAUACCUUGACAAAUGGAUCAACAGCAACAUGAAAUCUGUCUACUCCAUGAAGCCAAGCCAAAACGGCCAGCCUCUAGAUGAAUAUAUUAAGCCUUCAUUUAAAGUUCUCCUUGCAAAAUUAAAGAGACUAGAAGAAGGAUUGUCACCAAAUGAAGAAAACGAAAGGGAUUCUGACGAGGACGCCCUGGAUAAUAAAUUUAAAACCUAUGAAAGCAUUGAAAUUUUAGAUCAGACUGGACAAAGCUGGCUAAAAGGAAGGGUGGAAGCGGCACUUGGAGAAAUUAUCCUUGUGAAGUAUAAGGAGUGGACUGGGAAUGAACAGACUGUAUGGAAAGAUAUGCAGAGUGAAGAAAUCGUAUCUGCAAGGGAUAAUGGGAAUUUGAAAGCAUAG